Chanos chanos (milkfish) is the source of this 1290-nucleotide messenger RNA. RefSeq names its product family with sequence similarity 83 member A (gene sack1a). Gene Ontology annotation, molecular function: protein kinase binding. Gene Ontology annotation, biological process: epidermal growth factor receptor signaling pathway. The record is from RefSeq and is a predicted model, not a curated record. The coding region runs from base 1 to 1290 and encodes 429 amino acids. Lineage: Eukaryota; Metazoa; Chordata; Actinopteri; Gonorynchiformes; Chanidae. The transcript has 4 exons.
AUGAAUCUUCAGAAUGAUGGUUUGUCUGUGCAGUGGUAUUUAAGACCUAAGCCGGUGGGUAAAGUGAAGCGACGUGUUCAAGAGAUGAGAUACCACUCUACCCAGAUGGCUACCAUCGACCUGAGUCAUAACGAGAGCGCUCGAUUCGCCACGGAUGCUCUCAUGAACCAAGGACUGAGGGCUUACCAAGAAGUACUGGCCCAAGAAGGUGAGGUGGAUCACCUGUCAAAGGAGGAGAAGUUCUACAUCUUGGGAAAUACAAAAGACCCUGAACCUCCUGAUGCAAAAGAGCAAGAGAAAGACCAGGAGGUGACUACCGCUUGUUCAGAUUCAUCACAAACAUAUUUUCCUGCCAUGUCAGAAAGCGAACCACCAAUUCUGGAUUAUGGAUGGCCGGUUGCAGACUGGAGUUACCACUUGCAGGGCAUGCCGAGUGUGGAAGUGUUUUUUCAGUCAGACAGAGAGAUUUGUAUGAAAGAUACGCAACGAGAAUUUAUCAGAAAAGCCACAACCGUUCUGGCAAUUGUAAUGGACAUCUUCAGUGAUGUGGAAAUGUUCUGUGAUGUAUUGGAAGCAACAAGAAAACGCAAUGUUUCUGUCUAUCUUCUACUGGAUCAGAUGAAUUUGCAUGUUUUUAUGGAUAUGUGUGAAAAUUUACAGAUCAACAACUCUCAUCUAACUAAGAUGUCAGUUCGUAGUAUAGCUGGAGAAACAUACUGUGCAAAAUCUGGAAGGAAGUUUACAGGCCAGAUCAAAGAGAAGUUCAUCAUUGCUGACUGCACCCAGGUGCUUGUAAGCUCUUAUAGCUUCACCUGGCUGUCCUGGCAAGUCAACAGAGGUCUGGCAAUGCUCAUUAAAGGCUGUGGGGUCAAGCCCUUUGACCUAGAAUUCCGGAGACUUUAUGCAAUCUCUAAACCGGUGCCAGGCUUCCCUACGAAAACAGAUUCGCUCAACCUAAAUCAGCCGCUCAUCUCUGAGCAGUUACAGACUGUACAUUCUGAUCAUCUGGAUAAUCCUCAUGCCCAAAGCACUGCGCUGCCCACAGAUCAGAGAGCCCUUGGUCCAACCCAUCUCACAGGAACAGCAAACAACCAGCAGAACUUCAGCAUGGGACUCCCCAGUAGUCACUGGCUUCCCCAGAGACACACAACCCGCUGGCCCAUCAUACGACAGAGGUCCUUCUCUAAAGAUUAUGAUUCUGGAACCUUUCUUAGACGCCCUGUGAACCUCUACCCGCACACGUAUGGAGCACCCGGUCUGGCUGGCACUCUGUUUUCAGCUACCAAAUAA